GAAGCGACUGGGCCUCGAAUCACGGUUACAGUUGCUUCAUUCUUCAAAAAAUUAGAUUUACAAUAAUUUUAAUUAGUUAAGAAUGGGGAGUGGGUGGGCGGUGCUCACUAAGCCAGAGGUGACCCCCAUAGGGGAUUCACCACCUUCCUUUGAUACAAUGUUGGGGUUCAAGGAUGGAAGGAAACCGAGAGUCAUGCUUACCACUCACCAAGAAAUGAGAGCAGCUAGACUUGACCACGAAUUUCGUGAUUACUGUGCUCAUCAUUACCUAAAUCUGGAAGUGUGCAGGAGGGCAAACUAUCCCUGGGUAGUCAAGUGCGGAGCAGAGAAGCAUGCUUGGGAUGUCUGUGCUUAUGAAGAUUACGUUUUGAGAAUGAAAGAGUACGAGCGUGAGCGUCGACUCCUAGAAAGGCAACAAAGGAAGAAACAGGCAGCCGCAGCCUGAAGACUUCUUUCUCCAUCUGUAGGUGUCCAAAAAAAAAAAAUGAAAGAAACUAAAAAAAAUCAUCUCUGUCGUUAAUACUUAGAGCUUGUGAGAGACAAGAUUUUUCAUCUUGCGUAUGUACAUAAUUUAAAUGGAUUGCAUCAAUAAAAUUCAUCUAAUUGUUGAAAAAUUUGCCA
Molecule: messenger RNA, 621 nt
Organism: Diachasma alloeum
Lineage: Eukaryota; Metazoa; Arthropoda; Insecta; Hymenoptera; Braconidae
Gene: ND-B18
Product: NADH dehydrogenase [ubiquinone] 1 beta subcomplex subunit 7
Exons: 3
Coding region: 83-445 (120 amino acids)
Cellular component (GO): mitochondrion
Source: RefSeq, a predicted model, not a curated record